Cucurbitaria berberidis CBS 394.84 is the source of this 450-nucleotide messenger RNA. RefSeq lists its product as uncharacterized. Gene Ontology annotation, cellular component: mitochondrion. The transcript is spliced from 4 exons. NCBI's taxonomy places the organism in Eukaryota, Fungi, Ascomycota, Dothideomycetes, Pleosporales, Cucurbitariaceae. Gene Ontology annotation, molecular function: oxidoreductase activity. The coding region runs from base 1 to 450 and encodes 149 amino acids. The record is from RefSeq and is a predicted model, not a curated record.
AUGUUCAAGCGACUAUUCGGAGAGAACGGCGCAAAGAAUGUCGUAACCCUCUUCCACAAGCCCUCUAGCCAGGCUUCCACACGCGUCCUCACCCUCCUCAAGCAAACGCACGCCCAAUCUGUCGCCCAUGCCACUGAAGACCAGGCAUCCUCGCACAAUGCGCAGGACAAGGCUGAGAGGACUGACUUCGAGCUCGAUGUGACUGAAGCCCCGCCGACCAGCGACCAGCUUAAGAAUAUCCUGGAGUAUUUGGGAGGCUCGAGUGCGGCUGGGAAGGUGAUUAGCGGGGCAAGCGAUGAGAGUGAUGCGUUGAGGAGGCUGAAGGCAGACGGCGGGGCGUUUCAGAGGCCGUUGGUCGUGGACUGGAAUCAAGGCAAGGCAGUUACUGGGGAGAAUGAGUCUGAGAUCCUGAGCCUCUUGCGCUCUGCUCCGAAGGAGACUAAGGCAUAG